GCAGAGGGCGGCGGCAGUGGUGGUGGCUGCCGGAGCAGCCCGGGAGGAGGAAGCGGCAAGGAUGGCGGCGGCGGCGGCGUGGGCUCGGUGGAGAUGAGUGCCCGCGGCCCCAGGCCCAGGGCGGCGCGGCCGGAGUGGGCGGGGGUCCCGAUGCAGUCCCAAGGGGGGCCAUGGGGCAGGUCCUGCCGGUCUUCGCCCACUGCAAAGAAGCUCCAUCGACAGCCUCUUCUACCCCUGACUCCACGGAAGGAGCAAACGACGACUCGGACUUUCGGGACCUGCACACAGCCCGGGAAUUCUCGGAGGACGAGGAGGAAGAGACCACUUCGCAGGACUGGGGCACCCCCCGCGAGCUGACCUUCUCUUACAUUGCCUUUGACGGCGGCGCGGUGGGCUCCGGAGCGCGCCGAGAUUCCUUCACCCGCCGGCCCCGACCCCAGGGCCGCUCAGUGUCCGAACCCCGGGACCCACACCCUCAGCCUGGCCUGGGCGACAGCUUGGAGAGUAUCCCCAGCCUGAGCCAGUCCCCGGAGCCUGUACGCCGGGGAGACCCCGACUCUGCCCCGCUGGCUGAGCACCCCCUGGAAGAGCUGGGGCUCCAGCUGGGCGAGCUGGACUGGGCGGCCCGGGGGGCGGGAUCCGGGGAGGACUCUGCCACCGGUAGCUCCACCCCGCUGGAGGACGAGGAGCCCGAAGCAUCAGAGGCAAGGGAGGCUGGGAAAGAACUGGACGUACAACUCGGACUCGCUCAGUCCUCGCCGCCCGAAGACUUGACUCCACAAUCCAGCCCUGGCUCUGGGAACCCCCAGGCCUGUACCCCAUCUCCACCCGGAUCCCGGGAUUCGAACUCUUGGCCUGAGGAGCCCUCGCCGGAUGAGAAAGAGGAAGAGCCAUGGGGGCCGCUGGCUCGGGAGCCAAUCACGGGGCAGUGCCUCGUUUGCACGGACCAAUCAGAAUUCACAUUGGAACCACACCUUCUAGUGGCGGACCUGCUGUACUGGAAGGACACGAGGACGUCAGGAGCGGUCUUCACGGGCCUCAUGGUCUCCCUGCUGUGCCUCCUGCACUUUAGCAUCGUGUCUGUGGCCGCCCACGUGGCCCUGCUGCUGCUCUGUGGCACCAUCUCUCUCAGGGUUUACCGAAAAGUGCUGCAGGCUGUGCACCGGGGGGACGGUGCCAACCCCUUCCAGGCCUAUCUGGACGUGGACCUGACCCUGACUCGGGAGCAGACAGAACGUUUGUCCCAGCAGAUGGCCUCCCAGGUGGUCUCUGCGGCCACCCAGCUGCGUCACUUUUUCCUGGUAGAAGACCUUGUGGACUCUCUGAAGCUGGCCCUUCUCUUCUACAUCUUGACCUUCGUGGGUGCCGUCUUCAAUGGUUUGACACUUCUCAUUCUGGGAGUGAUCUGUGUAUUCACCGUCCCACUGCUGUACCGGCAGCACCAGGCCCAGAUCGACCAGUAUGUGGGAUUGGUGACCAAUCAGUUGAGCCACAUCAAAGCUAAGAUCCGAGCUAAGAUCCCAGGGACCGGAGCCCUUGCCUCCGCAGCAGCCACAGUCUCUGGAUCCAAAGCCAAAGCCGAAUGAAAAGGGUGUCUCUGCCUGCGGGACACCUGCUCCCACCCCCUGCACAGCCCUCUGCUCCCCUUAUUCUCCCUUUCAUCCCCACCCUCUUCUUCCUUUCUCAGCCCCAGCCAUUUUCGGGUGGGUGUCUGGAUCACUCACACCAGGGAGUUAGCGCAAAUUGCCUGAGCGGCCGGGACUACAUUUCCCAUGAGGCUCUGCUCUAAGAGUCCAGGGAAAACGAGGCACCUUGGCCAGGGUCCUGCUGGGACUUGUAGUUGCCUAGCUAGGGCACCUGCCCUGCACUUACGCGAACCCGCCUCUGGAGGCGCCGUGAAGGGUUGGUGUCUUCUGGACGCUACUGGGCCCAACGCCGCCGGGGCUUUGCAUGGGGCUCAGGGGAGGGCAGAGCUUGGAUUUACACUGUAAUAAAGACUUCUGUGGAAAACCCAAGGCUUCCUGUUCUUCAAGCACCCUGCAGCUUUUACCUUCACUUAAAGUACUUAAACAAUAUGCAAUGAGGACCCUUGCCCAUCUAUGUGAAGGAAGCCCCCUCUACCAUCUGUUUAGAUUAUGAAAUGAUUGGGGGGAGGAUGCUGAGAAAUUGCCAGUCCCAGGGCUAACCAAGCAUUGGCAGCCACUUUCAAUACCUGUGCAGAAGGCAGACAUCACUAGUCAAUCCCCACAUCUGACCUCUAUGCAGCCAUCUCAUGGGGAUCCAGACCGGUCCAACUGCCUUCUGAACCACUGCCCUGCAAACAUCCAAACCCCUAAGUUGUCCUGCCUGAUUUCCAACUCAGGGAUGCUCUCUCUGCCCGCAUCAUCACCCCGCCUGAGACCGGGGUUGGGCCCUGGGCCUCUAUUCCCUCACCUCCCACAUCUAAUCAGUCAGGAAGCCAUGUCUAUUUCAUCUCCCAAACCUCUCUCGGCUACCCUGUUCUUCCUAUUCCAACUGUGCUGGGACCAAACACCGGGCCUCAUGGCCUCUCUGGGCCUCAGGUUCGUGGAAGCUGAGGGAGGAAGAGAAAGGACACCAGAGUCUAAAGGUUUACAGACCUGAAUUUGAAUUCCAGUUUUACUACCUCUUGGCUGUGUGACUUUGAGCUAGUGACUUCACCUCUUGAAGCCUUAGUUUCCUCGAAUGAAAAAAGGUCGCCAUAACCAUGUGUACAUGUAAAGCCCUUGUCACAGGGCCUGCCAUGUAAUAUACAUCCAUGAAACAGAAGCUGCUAUUGUUAUUUUCGGCGUGAUUUCCCAAACCUCAGUCCUUUCCUCACCACCUUCAAGAUGACGAUGU
Molecule: messenger RNA, 2859 nt
Organism: Artibeus jamaicensis (Jamaican fruit-eating bat)
Lineage: Eukaryota; Metazoa; Chordata; Mammalia; Chiroptera; Phyllostomidae
Gene: RTN2
Product: reticulon 2
Exons: 10
Coding region: 171-1586 (471 amino acids)
Source: RefSeq, a predicted model, not a curated record